AAACGCGUGUGUGAGGGGUGGUGGGGGGUUUCGUCGUCAACUUGCUCGAAAAGGGCCAACAGAGGCAGUAGGCACCGAGUGUGCCGAGAUUCGAAGCCCAUUCACCCAUGAAUUCCGAACCCUAAAUGCCUACUCUUCUCUCUCUACCCUUCACGUGGUAGAUCCAUCUGUUAUCGGAGUUUUCCUCUUGACAACUCUCUUUGUAUCUAAUUGCUCUCUGCGUUAAAGUUUAGAGCUCAGAACCGGAGCCCUCGCUCGCCGCGUCUCUUUACGGGUGGUCAGGAUGUCAACUCCUUCAAGGAAGAGACUGAUGAGGGAUUUCAAGAGGUUGCAGCAGGAUCCUCCUGCUGGUAUCAGUGGGGCACCCCAAGACAAUAAUAUAAUGCUUUGGAAUGCUGUAAUAUUUGGUCCUGAUGACACUUCGUGGGAUGGAGGUACGUUUAAGUUGACACUUCAGUUUGCAGAGGAUUAUCCAAAUAAGCCACCAAUAGUUCGGUUCGUUUCUCGAAUGUUCCAUCCAAAUAUUUAUGCAGAUGGAAGCAUUUGCUUGGAUAUUCUACAGAACCAAUGGAGUCCCAUUUAUGAUGUGGCUGCUAUACUUACGUCUAUCCAGUCAUUAUUGUGCGAUCCAAACCCAAACUCACCUGCAAAUUCAGAAGCAGCACGGAUGUUUAGUGAGAAUAAGCGUGAGUACAACCGAAGAAUACGUGAAAUUGUCGAGCAGAGCUGGACAGCAGACUAGCUCUCAUGUUAGGAUGUCAUGAAUUUUCCUGGAAGUAUUGAAGGCAAGUUGGAGUAAUGUUGCUGCCAUUUAAAAACUUUUGAAUCAUAGACUACUUUAAACUAAUUAUAUUAUCUGUCUGCUUCCCUGGGUGGAUGCUACACUACCAUCUAUAUUUGCCGACGUGGCGCAUCAGUGCUUAAAAUCCCUGGGUUCAUGUACAUACAUUUCUUUGUAUCGCUAGACUUGAAAAUACUCCUUAUUAUGCAACCUCGUAAUUUGUUUUUUCAA
Messenger RNA from Macadamia integrifolia, 1012 nucleotides. Its product is annotated as ubiquitin-conjugating enzyme E2 2-like. The transcript has 6 exons. NCBI's taxonomy places the organism in Eukaryota, Viridiplantae, Streptophyta, Magnoliopsida, Proteales, Proteaceae. Bases 284 to 742 code for a protein of 152 amino acids. The record is from RefSeq and is a predicted model, not a curated record.